GAGAAUCUCGAAGGACGUUGCCAGGCAAACUACUUGAAGCUUCUUUCUUUACAUUGUUAUUUCAGAUUACCAAAUCUCAAUUUUGCGCCAUUUCUGUAUUUUUUCAAUCUAGAGUAUUGAGAUGCUAUCUAGAGUUCGGAAACCUUUAGCCAAACCUCGCAAGUUCAUUGCUUUCUUAGAGUUUCCUACAUGUAUUUGUGGCAUUAAUGGUGAAUUCACCGCGCAAGAGAUUACUUCUACACGCAGAAGCCGUUUCUUUGCAAACCCAUUAGCCUUUAUUGGUCCCAGUGCAUAUUAUUCUUCAUUUUCUUCAAGAAGCACUAGUGCUAGUGGGUAUGGCAGAUUUAAGCAAAUGGGUUCCAGAGUUUCUGGGAGUCAGCAAAACUCUAGCUUUGUUAUGUUUGAUGACGUUAAAGAGCUUGAGGAUGAGGACGAUGACGAUGAAGAAGAAGAAGAGGAAGGAGGGGAUUGUAAUGAUGAUGACUUUACGGUUUUGAAUUCGUUUAACAGGAAUCGUGAACAAAGAGAAGAUGUUAGAAGAGACCCUUUGGUGAGAGAGAUCUGUAGAUUAAUUGAACUGAGGUCGAGUUGGAAUCAAAAGCUUGAAGAGGAAUUGAAGCACUUACUCAGAAGCCUCAAGCCUCGGCAAGUUUGUUCUGUUUUGCGGUCUCAGACGGAUGAACAUGUUGCUUUAAAAUUCUUCAUUUGGGCUGAUCAGGAUUGGAAAUACGGGUACCGACAUGACCCGGUCGUGUACCAUACGAUGCUUGAGGUCCUUAGUAAGACUAGAUUGUGUAAGGGUGCUAGACGUGUUCUUCGGCUCAUGGGGCGCAGGGGUAUUGAGCGUCGGCCUGAAGAUUUUGGUUAUGUGAUGGUGUCUUAUAGUCGUGCAGGCAAGUUUAGGAAUGCAAUGAGGGUGUUGUCUUUGAUGCAAAAAGCCGGAGUAGAACUCAAUUUGUCGAUUUGUAACACUGCGAUUGAUGUUUUGGUGAGGGGGAAUCAACUGAAAAAGGCAUUGGGGUUCUUGGCUCGGAUGCAACUUGUUGAAAUUGCUCCUAAUGUUGUCACUUAUAACUGCUUGAUCAAGGGCUAUUGUGAUAUACAUCGCAUUGAAGAUGCCAUUAAGCUGAUCGAUGAAAUGCCACUAAAGGGAUGCCACCCAAAUGAAGUUAGCUACUGUACAGUGAUGGGUUUUCUCUGUAAGGAGAAAAGGGUUAAAGAAGUGAGGGAAUUGAUGGAGAAGAUGGUGAGGGACAGUAAAUUGAUGCCAGACCAGGUUACUUACAAUACUCUUAUUCAUAUGUUCUGCAAGCAUGGUCAUGGGGAGGAGGCUUUGGAAUUCUUAAGGGAAGCAGAGGAGAGGCAUUUUUGUGUGGAUAAGGUUGGGUAUAGUGCAAUAGUUCACUCAUUUUGUAAGGCGGGGAAGAUUGACAUAGCAAAAGAAUUAGUAAAUGAAAUGUUCAGAAAGGGUUGCAUUCCUGAUGUUGUGACUUAUACUGCUGUUCUUAAUGGGUCUUGUCUUGUAGGAAAGGUGAAUCAAGCUAAAAGGAUGCUUAAGGAGAUGUACAACAAUGGAUGCAAACCAGACACUGUAUCAUAUACAGCCUUGUUACAUGGGCUCUGUCAGUGUGGAAAGUCCUCAGAAGCGAGAGAGAUGAUGAACAUGAGUAAGGAAGAGUUGUGGACCCCAGAUGCAAUCACUUACGCUGUCGUGAUGAACGGCCUGCGUAAGGAAGGAAAAUUGUCUGAGGCCUUUGAGUUGGUAAGGGAGAUGAUUGGCAAGGGUUUUCUUCCAACCCCAGUUGAUAUUAACGGACUAAUUCAGUCUCUCUGCCGAGCGGGUAAAAUGCACGAGGCUAAAAAGUUCAUGGAGGAGUGUCUGAACAAGGGAUGUGCUGUUAAUGUGGUAAACUUUACCACUUUAAUUCAUGGAUUUUGUACGAAGGGUGACUUGGAGGCUGCCCUGUCAUUACUUGAUAAAAUGUAUCUCAGUAACAAACACCCUGAUGCAUUCACAUAUACUACAUUGAUUGAUGCAUUGGGGAAGAAAGGUAGAAUAGAAGAAGCAACUGAACUUACAAUGAAGAUGUUGAAGAAGGGUGUGGAUCCUACUCAUGUUACAUACAGGGCAGUUAUCCACCGGUAUUGUCAGAUGGGUAGGGUGGAAGAUUUGUUAAAAUUAUUAGAGAAAAUGCUUUUAAGACAGUCAUGCAGAACAGUGUAUAAUCAAGUUAUUGAAAAGCUUUGUAGUUUUGGAAAUCUUGAGGAGGCUGAUAAACUCUUGGGUAAUGUGUUGAGAACAGCUUCAAGAAUUGAUGCUAAAACAUGUCACAUACUUAUGGAGAGCUAUUUGAACAAAGGGAUUCCUUUAUCGGCAUAUAAGGUGGCCAGUCGUAUGUUCAACCAGAAUCUAAUUCCUGACUUGAAAUUAUGUGAGAAGGUGAGUAAAAGACUGAUGUUAGAAGGGAAAUCACAGGAAGCGAAUAAGCUUAUGACAUAUUUUAUCUGAGUGUCAAGAACAUUUGGGAAGCUAGUGGGAGUAUAGAUCUGACUUUUCCAUCAUGAUGUGACCAAUUAAGUCACAUAGUGAGUCAGAUAUUUCAUGCUAACAAGAAAUGUUGGACGUGUGAUCAGUUAUUGCUCUCUAAGAGGUUCAGAGAACUAACAUUUGUUGGUAGCUCAUCAGUUUGAAUGUUAAUAUUAUAGAUAUGGUCAUCCUGCCUCCUCCCAUUGAACUUACUAGUAUUUUUCUAUGUCAUUUGAAUUGUUCAAUGGAUGUUUUGACCCACUGUUAAUAUGAUUUUCUUUUUAUUUACUAAAACUUACUGACAAUUUAACUGGUUGGUCUUUUUGUGUGGUUUUCCACAUGUAGUUUUAGCUUCUAAAUGAAGAGUUUUACUUCACAUGUUUCUCUUAGUACUGUGAAUACAAAUGGGUGCUGUUAUUUCC
This is a messenger RNA of Corylus avellana, 2949 nucleotides long. The record is from RefSeq and is a predicted model, not a curated record. Lineage: Eukaryota; Viridiplantae; Streptophyta; Magnoliopsida; Fagales; Betulaceae.